Messenger RNA from Musa acuminata AAA Group (dessert banana), 970 nucleotides. Its product is annotated as MADS-box transcription factor 51-like. The transcript is spliced from 6 exons. Gene Ontology annotation, biological process: regulation of transcription by RNA polymerase II. Gene Ontology annotation, molecular function: protein dimerization activity; RNA polymerase II cis-regulatory region sequence-specific DNA binding; DNA-binding transcription factor activity, RNA polymerase II-specific. Bases 101 to 844 code for a protein of 247 amino acids. NCBI's taxonomy places the organism in Eukaryota, Viridiplantae, Streptophyta, Magnoliopsida, Zingiberales, Musaceae. The record is from RefSeq and is a predicted model, not a curated record.
UAUCGUGUGCCUGCGGAGGACAGCCGAGGCGCAGUCUCCUCAUGUGCGGCAUCCGAGGGAGGGGACCACCAUUACAGAUAGGGUUUCGAAGAAGAGGGAAAUGGCGCGGCGAGGGAGGGCGGAGCUGCGGCGGGUCGAGGACCGCACCAGCCGCCCGGUGUGCUUCUCCAAGCGGCGGAGCGGCCUGUUCAAGAAAGCCUACGAGCUCUCCGUGCUCUGCGACGCCGUGGUCGCUCUACGAGUUCUCCAGCGUUUCCAGUUUCCAUAUGUUGAAUUGCAGAUGUAUCAUUUACUUCAAUCCAGCCUGGAGAAGACAGUGGAUCAUUACCAGAAAUUUAUGAAAGCAGAAAAAUAUUUUGAUAAGCACAAUGAAAAGGAGCAGAAUCACGAAAAAGGAUUUGCUUGUUCAGAAGGCAAUUUCAAACUACUGGAGAUUGCUGAAAGGUUUAUCGAAACAGAUUUUGCCAAGCUGAAUAUCGAUGGUCUCGAACAAUUGGAGACUGAUUUAAAUGAUGCAUUCAAAUGGACUACCUCAAGAAAGUCUGUAGGUAGAACGAGAUCGGAGAGAACGAGGCUGCGGGGGCGACGACGACGACAGGAGCGCGGCGGCCGAUGCAGCGGGAUCAUCACGAGGGAACCGGGGAGGUCACCGCCCUGUAUGGAGGCCGCCAACUUAACGGGCGUCGAAGCUGACAUUGAGCAUCGGCACGUAAUAGAAACCCGUGGGGCCGUCGCGUUCUUCUCCAUUUGUGUAAGCGGUGUGCAGUGCGGCGGUUUAUACCGACUUUUGUGCUUCUGGAAAGAUUGGGAAUCCUGCCACGUAUGUCUGUCAGAGAUGGUCUAGCACCUUCGGGAGGUUUUUACGAACCCAAGGGGCACGUGAUAGUCACGUGAGAAGAGGUUGAGCUGUCAUUUUAGCUAACUUGCCAUCGUCUUGCGAGCGAAUGCAACGAAAACACUCCGGUCCUUA